AUGUUCUGCAACGCUUUGCUCACUGCCCCAAAUUCUCAAGGAAUUUACAUGUACUUCCUGGAACUUGAUUUGGAGGAUUCUAACAGUGUCCUCUAUGACUACAUGCUGGAAAUAGAAAGCGGUUUUCUCAGAGUUUUGGAUGGAAGUGAUUGCGGUGCAGAUGUUAUAUACUUGUACAGAGGGAACUCGACAUUCCAACCUCGGACGAUUUACAGUACUUCAAAUGCUCUGGUCAUUGUUCUGGCAGUGCCAAAAGAAUACGUUGAUCACAUGUACUCAAGCUAUUCUUUCCGUGAUGCGAACUCUAACUUUUUCCAUAAUACAACAGUACCCGAAAGAACCUUAAUCGACUUUACUUCAGCCGAUACAACAAAACAGCCUAUAAACAGGUCAACGGCGCCCAGUGCCACCGAGCACCCUGUCGACAGCCAAAGGAGAACCUUAUUACCCGAAAGAACCUUAAUCGACUUUACUUCAGCCGAUACAACAAAACAGCCUAUAAACAGGUCAACGGUGGAGUUCAAGAAGACCAGUGAACACGGAUACACCGGGAAAGGAGGACGUUUAAUGCCUGCGAGCUUGUCAAUGCUACUUUUGUCUGGAUUGCUGCUGUCCCAUUGA
Dicrocoelium dendriticum is the source of this 621-nucleotide messenger RNA. The record is from the annotation of a GenBank genome assembly. NCBI's taxonomy places the organism in Eukaryota, Metazoa, Platyhelminthes, Trematoda, Plagiorchiida, Dicrocoeliidae.